Molecule: messenger RNA, 1067 nt
Organism: Camelina sativa (false flax)
Lineage: Eukaryota; Viridiplantae; Streptophyta; Magnoliopsida; Brassicales; Brassicaceae
Source: RefSeq, a predicted model, not a curated record
CACUCUGUUUCAAGCUGUCACCAGAAAUGUCGUCUUCUUCUUCUUCUUCUUCUUCUUCUUCUUCUUCAUUGCUUAAACCCAUUUAUUCAAUUUCCUAUUAACGAGCCUUGCGCGAGAGAUAGAGAGAGAGAGAUCUGAAUUCGGCGUUGGGACAAAGGCGGCUGAUCAAAUGAUUCGUAUUGUUCAAAUCGCGUUUCUUCUUCUUUGUCUCGUUCUCGCCGUCGCCGGGAUCUCGAUCUCUACGGCGAUCUCAGAGAAAGAGACUAUAUACGAUAUCCUCCAGGCGAAUGGUUUGCCGCAGGGGAUAUUCCCGAAAGGAGUCAGGGAACACAACUACGACGCCGCAACGGGACGCUUCUCGGUUUCUUUGGAUCAUUCGUGCGACGCUAAAUACGAGUCUGAGCUGCAUUACGACGCCAAUAUCAACGGGACGAUUGGUUCGUCUCAAAUCUCGGAUUUAUUGGGAAUCUCGGCGCAGGAGCUUUUCUUGUGGUUUCCUGUUAAAGGAAUCCGAGUCGACGUCCCGAGCUCUGGUCUUAUUUACUUUGACGUUGGUGUCGUUCGCAAGCAGUACUCUUUGUCUUUGUUUGAGACACCUAGAGAUUGUGUUGCUGUUAACAAGGUUCAGUCACUUAUGUUGCCAUUGUAUCAAGUAGAUCAAAAUCUUGGGAGAAACGUUAUUUAGCACAAGUAUGAGGAAUUUGUUGUUAUACCAAAUACCAGAGAGAGAAAAGGAAGAUUAGAUGAUGCUCUCAUCAAAUUCUUGAAGAUACUUACAACAACUGUUUUUGGUCUCAAAUCUUAGGCAAAAUUUCUUUCAUUCUUUCCCUCCCCAUUCCCAGUUUUGUUUUUCUGUGUUUCAUUCUUAGAUUGCACCGGGGACUGAAACCAGAGGAGAGAAUCCUGUGGUUUUUGAAAAGAUGCUCAAAGAGAUGGCCUCAGAUUUAGUUCAAGUGAUGAUUACUUGUGAGGUGAUGAAUGAAUGGUUUUGGUUUGUGUUGUAUUUUUGUGUCAUGUGUCUCUAAACAAAAAUAUAAUAAAAAUCCUUAUAUAUUUAUUUAGCCAAA